CUAACCUUCUAAAUGAAGCAUCUCUUCUCUCUCUAACACACACCCCAACACUAGCCACAUAUAAAAGCAUCUACAUUUAUUUCUUCACACGAAGAUUUUCUCUCUCCCUUUCUUUCCUUUUCUUUUCACUUUCUUCUCUGCAAAGAAACACUACAGCCAACAACACCAUGACUGAGGAAGAGUGGGUUGACGUCGCCAUGUCUGACGACUCCAUCGUCGUCGAGAUGCUACUUCGUCUCCACCAUGCCGAGCCACCGCCGAAAAUGAGAAAGUCUGCGCCGCCGCUGCAGCUUGAGUGGAGCGUGCGUCAGCGUCGGUCCAAGCAGCUCCCGAGAAAAAAGGCGGACGCCACGCGUGCCAGCCCCACCACGCCCCUUUCUUGGAGUGGCGCCACCUCUGUUAGCGGUGGCGCUGCUGACGGCUUCGAAGAGUCCAGCAAGCCGUCUAAGACGAUUGACAAUACGAGAUCUAAGGUUGUCACUACUGGUGAAACCACCGCCCCUAAGAGGUCAAGAAAGAAAAAGACCUUGGUUGAACUGAGAGAGGAGGAGAGUUUGCUUUUGAAGGAAGGGAGAAGUUUGAAAAAUCAAUUGGCAACUGUACGUCUCACACUUGAGAAGCAAAGAAUUAGAAAUGAAAGCUUAAAGAGAAUGAAGCUUGAUAUCCUAUCACAUCAGGCAAUGGAAACAGUAAGAUAUAAUGCAUCACAGGAAGCUAUUUUGAACCAGUGCCAUGGACAAAAAUUAGCUCAUGAUCCUUCACUUGUGCUGUUGCCAGCAAAUGGCGCACACAAUGAGGUGAAUGCAUCUCAUCCCAAUGGCUCUUCUGUAGCACUGCAAGAUGAAACUAAAGGGUCUUCUUUCAUGAUUCCUGAUUUGAAUCUACCUUUUGAUGACGAUUCAAGCUCUGGGGUUUUAUAUGGAAUAAGCUGAGAAGAAUCAGAUGCACAUCGGAUGUUCUUUUAUAACUAAUCAAGGAGAAGAAAGACUGUCAGUGGCACUCUCGCUUAAUAAUACAUAAUGGUCAGUGCUAACUUUGUCACAAGAUGCGUUAUUGUAAGUACCAAACUGAUUACCUUUGCUGCAUAACCUAAUCUCGGAAGUUUGUUUUUUAAAUACAUGAAGGUAGUGGGGGUAGUGUAGAAAUCCUAACUUAGUUACAGUAAGAUUCUUUCUUCACAGGUUUCUACAGUUGUCCGAGAUUCUUUGGGGCCAACCCUCAUUCCUUCCAUUUUAGGAAAUAUUAACAGAGUUGUAAUUAUUAUAUAGAUAAUCACAUGUUUUGGUGCCUUCAAUUUAUCUUCCUGAAUCAAAAUUUGCUAUGCUUGCGAUGUU
Mangifera indica (mango) is the source of this 1334-nucleotide messenger RNA. RefSeq lists its product as uncharacterized. The record is from RefSeq and is a predicted model, not a curated record. The transcript is spliced from 5 exons. Bases 168 to 932 code for a protein of 254 amino acids. Lineage: Eukaryota; Viridiplantae; Streptophyta; Magnoliopsida; Sapindales; Anacardiaceae.